UUCUUUUCUGACUGAAGAAGUAUCGAAUGAUACUCAAGAUAGAAUUGUGAUUGUUUUGUUGUUAAACGAAAUACGAAUGCUCUUUACAAAAUUUCUAUGCAAAUCAAGAUCAAGAAAAGGAAGAGUAUCGCACUUUAGGUAGGAAUUUGAAACAAGGUAUUUUCCGAGUGUAAGAAGUGGCAAUUUGUUGAACUGGAGACGAAUUAGACUAUGCUUUGACUACUUUCCCUUUAAUUGGCCCUCUACUUACUGUGAAUAUGCAUUGGUAUGUAUGUUCAUGAUCAUGUUUUAGCUGCGUUGGCUGGUCAUUUAUAGACAUUAGUUGAUUCAAUUUGCAACUCAGAUUUGAUACAUUUCAAUUUUAUAGGUGAAAGAAUAUGUCUCAACACGAGUUGGUCUAAAGAGAGUGUGCCUUCUCAUUGACACGAAAUGGGGUAUGAAGCCUAGGGAUCAUGAGCUCAUCGAUAUGAUGGAAAGGUCUCAAACAAAAUACCAGAUUGUGUUAACAAAGACGGAUUUGGUAUUCCCAAUUGAUGUGGCACGCCGUGCAACGCAAAUUGAAGAGAGCCUCAAAGCAAAGAAGUCUGUUGUGCAGCCUGUGAUGAUGGUAAGCUCAAAAACUGGAGCUGGUUUCCAAUGUUUAAGAACGGCGCUUGCUAAGGUUGCUCGGUUUGCAAAAUUGUAGAAGAUUGGAGGCUGAACUGUUUUUUCGAAGUUAUCUGGCUAUCUAGCCAGCCAGUUUCAUCUUGCUUGACAAUAUUUGUAGAACGGAAAGGUAUCCAGUGGUAAAUGGUGUCUUUAAGGAAUUUAUUCUCCCAUUUUUCAAAACUGAAAGUCGGGAACGUGUGGAUUAAGAUUUUUUUCUGCUGAGUAUUCGUGGGAUCCUUUGGCAAAUUACUCCGUUUAUUUGGUGAGGAAAGUUACUUGCCUGUAUAUCUACUGACUAAUGUGGUGCACUCUAGCUCUUAACGUGGUUCGAAGGUUCUACUAAAUUUGUUGUCUGUGGUUCAGAUACUGUCAUGCCUUAUAUGUUGAUCGAAUCAACAUAUAAAAAGGGAUUUGGAUCCUUUGUGGUAAAUACUUUGUCAAACUCGAAAUAGUUGAUUAUUUACUAUGUGUCAGUGGGAAACCUGCAUAUAUUGUGAGUCCCUCUUGAAUUAAGUCAUCGGAAUCCAAG
Ilex paraguariensis (yerba mate) is the source of this 1177-nucleotide messenger RNA. Lineage: Eukaryota; Viridiplantae; Streptophyta; Magnoliopsida; Aquifoliales; Aquifoliaceae. The record is from the annotation of a GenBank genome assembly.